Betta splendens (Siamese fighting fish) is the source of this 2319-nucleotide messenger RNA. RefSeq names its product fibroblast growth factor 5 (gene fgf5). The coding region runs from base 112 to 1149 and encodes 345 amino acids. Lineage: Eukaryota; Metazoa; Chordata; Actinopteri; Anabantiformes; Osphronemidae. Gene Ontology annotation, molecular function: fibroblast growth factor receptor binding; growth factor activity. Gene Ontology annotation, biological process: regulation of cell migration; positive regulation of protein phosphorylation; positive regulation of cell population proliferation. The record is from RefSeq and is a predicted model, not a curated record. Gene Ontology annotation, cellular component: cytoplasm. The transcript has 3 exons.
UCCUCCCUCCUGCGUCCGACGCUUCGGGUUUUCAGGUGACUUGUUCAUGGAUUUUUAUCUAUGAAUUAAACGCGUCCACGAUCUAUUCAAACAUGUCUCGCUGUGCGUAAAAUGCCGCGCGUUGUGCGCCCUGGCGCAGACGAUUCCUCGGAAAAUGCGCGGUGUCAGACGCGUUCCCUUCACGCUCCGCUGCUGUGGACUGGUGCUGAGCAGGAGUGGCAUCCCGGAGAUGAGAGCUGGAUGAAAGCGCGUCCUGUAGGUCUCAGGCAUGCAUCGAGCAGUGAGAUCAUUGGCGUUAUAAAUAUCCCGGUGCCAGCAGCAGCUCCAGCUCCUCCAUCGGGGCAAUGCCCGGCAGCGCCGCACGCGUGUGUGCGCACGCUUUCUGGUGGCCAGAUCUCAGGAGCGACACAGAAAUGCUGGAAGUGGAAGUGGAAGUGGCCUAGCGAGCGUCCCCUCCGUGGAAGGAUGAACGCUCCUCUCUGCCUCCUCACCUUCGCUCAGCUGGUUUGCGCCGCCGGAGCAGGGCGCGUUUCUGUGGAGCGUCUGGAAGAGGGGAUCCGCUCGGGGCGCAGGACCUGCAGGCUCUACUGCAGGGUUGGCAUCGGCUUUCAUCUUCAGAUUCACCCCGACGGCAGAGUGAACGGCAGCCAUGAGCCCAACCAGCUGAGUGUCCUGGAGCUCUUUGCCGUUUCUCAGGGAGUCAUUGGCAUCAAAGGCGUCUAUAGUAACAGAUUCCUGGCCAUGAACAACAGAGGGAGGCUCCAUGCCACUGAAUGGUUCACGGACGACUGUAAGUUCAGGGAGCGCUUCCAGGAGAACAGCUACAACACCUACGCCUCAGUACUCCACAGGAACCACAGGACUGGUCGCGAGUGGUUCGUGGCCCUCAACAAGAGAGGGAAGGCCAAAAUGGGCUCCAGCCCCCGGGUCAAGUCACAGCACGUGUCCACUCACUUCCUGCCCAGAGUCAGUCUGGACGACAGCGGGCAGCAGGGCUUCACCAUAACCGACAGAAGCAAAGAGAGGAGGAAAAACCCGCCGCUAGCAGCGCAGACACCUGCGCUAGCGCAGACGAAGGCUAACAUCCACGGAGCAACCACUCCGAGACGAACCCAGGUCAAGUACUGGCCCAAGUACCGCUUCGGGUAGAUGUCCCAGGGUGCGGCUUGUGCAGGAGUAAUGGAUGCCCUAAAACUUCAUCACAUUCCAGGAAGCUUUGAAAAGUGUGAAGAACUUAAAACGGCCGCUGCAGCUGCGAGUGGACGCUUUGUUCUGUCUGAUGUGAUGUCAGUACGUGAACUAAAGCAGACAAUGAGCCCAAAAUCAGAUGCUGUUUUAUUCUGCAUAUUCACGUCUCUGUAAUGUUUAGUUGGGCAAAAUCCACUCAUUUGGCUUCAGUCACUGAAGAUGCCUGAUAUAAUAUCCUCCACAUUUCCUGAAAGAAACGACAGGUGAGGAGUCACUUUUUUCACAUGCAAGAUUUAUUUUUGGAAUUCACUGUAAUAUUUACUUUUUUAAAACAUUACAAUUGAAAUAGGGGGAAUGAAUUUAUAACACUGUGUGCUUUUUAACAAUCACACCUGUGUCUUAAGUGUUUAUUUCCUCAUUGAGGCAGAAUCAAUAUUGAGGUUUUAAAGAAAUGUGUCCUUUGAUUGUUUUUACUAGCCAGCAGUAGCUAACGGUAAAUGAGGUGUGAACACGUCUCCCGCCUCAACAUCCACACCAAGUGUCCCUUCCCAAACCCCAAGAAAAUGACGGCUCCCUGGAGACCGACUCCACCUCCCCUCCCAGACAUCAGUGAACUGACUGCCCCCCAUGAACAAACCAGUCAUGACCUCACAGGGGGAUCGCUGCCAGAAUAAAGGAACAGAGCAACAACCAAGCCGUGUGCAGCCGAGUGCCAACGUCCGGGGGAUGAGUUAGGAUGUGAAAGACACAGGACGAUCUGCCUCAGAGCCAGCAUUACUGAGUUAACCCUUUGACGGAGGCGAGCAGCUUCAGAAAGAUUCAAACUAACAAUGAACUCUCUUUAGGCCACAUUAUGUAGAUGUCAAAUACUCAAUACGUGUCAAAUAUUUUUUGUUUUUGUACUAGAUUUUUGAAAAAUAAAAACCUUUGUAAUAAGGAGUUUGUGAUGUAACAGGACUAUUAUUAUUAGAAUGCAGCAGUAAGUACACAUAUUUAUAUUAGAGCUGUGUUAUGUGAUGUUAGUGGAGUUAGUGGACGUGUGCUUAUACAACGCAGCAGAUCACCCUCAAACAUUAAAGACAUGUUUACUUUGCAAUUAGAAACUGUAAUGUAAUGUAUGUGUUACUGAGG